CGCGUGCCUCCGGAUAGCGGCCUGAAGCCACUCAACAGCUGAGAGGUGCAGUGGAGGCAGCCCCAGGCAGCACCGGCGGGCGGCAGCGGGGGGGUGGACAGAAUAGCCACGCCCCCUCCAUUUUGGCGCCCUAGGCAGCUGCCUAGUUCGCCUUAAUGGACGUGCCAGCCCUAAGUAGGGCUAAACUGCUUUAUUAAAGGUUAUAGACAAAGUCCAAAACUCUGCCACGCAGCUCAUAAACUCAGAGCUGUUCAUCUUUGCUUCCAGCCAGAACGAAAGCUAAAAGUGAAAGGGAAGAAUAGAAUACAAAAACAUCACAUGGUAAAGAAAUAUAACAUACACUUCUUUUCCCAGACUGUGUGUGUGAAAACCAACAGACACAUUACAUGAUGCUUCUUGCUGGAGCAGCAGAGGACAUAUACAAAUCCUAACAGGAGGUAGACGAUAUAUUGAUUUCAAAAACAAACAAGCAGCAAAUCUACAAGCACAUAAAACAUCUCUAAGGAGAUAAAAACAUCAGAAUUAAAAUUUGAAAACAGGUAUUAAAAAUAUUAAAAGUAAAAUCAAUUUAAUUUUAAAACUAAUCUAAUUUAAUUUAACCAACACUAAUGUUUCAAGCAUGAGCUGAAAUAUGGCUUAUAAAGAGCCUUAUAGAUGCCUCAGAUAGAUGGACCAGUGGUCAAUCUCAGCAUUGCCUACCUAAUACUGGAUAAAGGUUUCCAAACAAAAUGGUAACACAGUCCUUUGCCUACAGGAUUACAAUCUACAUUUUUAUUUACCAGCCAUUUUUAAUGGUUAUGUUUAAUCUGCAUUAAAGUUCUAGUCUGCAGUCCUAUGCCCAUUUACUUGGGAGUGAAUUGAAUGGUGAAUUGAAUGGUGAGGUAUAGAGGCUGUGCUGUUGAAGGUUUAUUGCUCGUUUUGCUAAUUUGUUGUGGACAUUGGUUUUGUUGUUUUAUUUGUAUCUGGUAUGAAUAUUUUUUAGUAUUUUUACCUAUCUCGCAGUUCAACGUGCAGCACAGCCUUCUCAAAUAAAUUCAGCCAUAAAAGUGGCCAGCAGAGUGGUUUGUGUCUUACUCAGCCCAGCGCCAUUGAACUGCAUGCUAUUCCUAUCUUGAGUGGGCAGUGCGUGGUUUAGUCACUCAAUUAUUAUUAAUUCUUCACCGGGCAUAGUUGCCAGUCUCAGCCUCUGCUUUGCUCUCCGUGCCUCUUGAUUCUCCGGAGCUGAUCUCUUAGCAAAUUGGUGGGGUUAUAUAUAUAUAUAUAUAUAUAUAUAUAUAGAGAGAGAGAGAGAGAGAGAGAGAGAGAGAGAGAGAGAGGGAGGGAGAGAGAGAGAGAGAUCUUCUUUGUUGGGAGAGGUUGUCUGGGUUUAUUUUUAAGGGCGCUUCACUUCUAAACAAUGUGGUAAUGGCAAAACCAACAAUAUCCUGCAGGCUCCUCUCUUCUGGACAGUACAGUAAGCUGCUGAUGCCAAUGAUGAGUCAGACUGUUUGGUGCUGAUGCUGCUGCCAUUUCAUCAGUUCUGUGAUCUCGCCUGCAUCUCUCCCCUUCGCUGCCCCUCCAUCUUUGAAGCGCUGGGUAUCUUUUUUUUCCGGGGGGGGGGGGCAGAACGCAAAGGAAGGUGGAUGUUCUCUACUCUCUUGGAGGCAAACCAAAUCCACCUGGUGCUAACCAGAUGUCCUUGAGAAGCAACCCUCCUUCCUCCUGACAUAUUUCCGACGGAAAGCUUCAAGGUAACUGUCCUUCGCUCCCCUCUGCCUCGUAAAGAAGGCCCGGACGAGCUUGGAGCAUCCGGCCUGCCUUAGGUGGAGGAUGGAGCAUCGUUUCAGGACAAUAUUCCUAAAAGCCUCCCUGCUGCAGCUCAAGGACCAGUUGCCUGGCGGAUUACUGGGGGGGUGCUGAGACAGCAGCCGGGAGGUCGUCUUGAUGACAUCCUUUUGUGGGGGUUUGGGGUAAAAACAAAAAACCAAGAACUAAACAAGAACAGCAACCCACCACCACAGAAACCAAGGGCUUGAGAAAGAGGGGAGGAGGGGCGCGCGCGCGUGUUUUCUGUCAUUGCAAACGGCAAGACCCCUUCCUUGGCAAAAACGAGAGGGGCGGCUCUUCGGCUGAGCGGUGUGACGGGCUGACGUUCAGAAAGGAUGCGUUGUUACUGUCUUGCUUAAAAAGAAAUGUGCUGCUUUGGGUCGAGGGAAGGGGAGAGAAGGCGCUAAAGUGAGGAGUCUCAGACCCCCUGACCUUUCCGUCCACUUUCAGCGGGAACAUUUGUGAAGAGUGUGUGUGUGUGUGUGUGUGUGUGUGUAAGUGUGACACAGGUAACACCAGCCUAGUAGUCUACUCCACGUUCUGGAGGGUGCGACGCGUAGGACCUGCCCCACUUCCUCCUCCUCCAGAGAAGAUCAACUGCGACAAGGACCGCGUCGCUUCCCCCUUUUUCUUCCCUGCUCGCUCGCUCUCCCAGGAGACGAGAAGAAGCCGCAAAAGGGGACGGAAGAGGAACGCCGCCCAGUGGCCGGUGCGUGCGCGCCGGCGCGCUCCUCAACUAGUCCUUGCUCUCCAACGCGGCGCCCCAUCCGCCUUGCGGGCCGCCGGGAGCGCAGCCUCGAGUUGCUAGCGGUGGCGGGAGACCCUCUUCGGUCGGGUAUGGAAGGCUUGCAUUAGGCUCGCUCCUGCUUCCCUGCGCCAGGCUUGUGUUGUGCUCCUCGAAGGAAGACGCUGCGCCUCCGGCAUCCGCGUGGUUGGUCUCUCCGGGGGCGAAGACGCAGCGGCGGCGGCACCGACACCACCACCACCAAGCGCCGGCUCCGGAGCUACCCAGUCUGGGGAAGGUGGAGCAUGGAGGCCAUUUGGCUCUACCAGUUCCGCCUGAUCGUCAUCGGGGACUCCACCGUGGGCAAAUCCUGCCUCAUCCGCCGCUUCACCGAAGGGCGCUUCGCCCAAGUCUCCGACCCCACCGUGGGCGUGGAUUUCUUCUCCCGCCUGGUGGAGAUCGAGCCAGGCAAAAGAAUCAAGCUGCAGAUCUGGGACACCGCCGGACAGGAGAGAUUCAGAUCAAUUACCAAAGCCUACUACAGGAACUCAGUUGGCGGUCUGCUCCUCUUUGACAUUACAAACCGCAGGUCCUUCCAGAAUGUUCACGAGUGGCUAGAGGAGACCAAAGCGCACGUCCAGCCUUACCAGAUUGUGUUCGUUUUGGUGGGCCACAAAUGCGACCUAGACACUCAGCGGCAAGUCACCCGGCACGAAGCUGAAAAACUGGCCCUUGCUUAUGGCAUGAAGUACAUUGAAACCUCUGCCCGGGAUGCCAUUAAUGUGGAGAAAGCUUUCACCGACCUGACUCGAGACAUAUAUGAGCUUGUUAAGAGAGGCGAAAUUACUAUCCAGGAGGGCUGGGAAGGGGUGAAGAGUGGGUUUGUCCCAAACGUAGUCCACUCCUCGGAAGAGGUGGUGAAAUCAGACAGGAGAUGUCUGUGCUAAUUGCUUAAUGAAAGCAAGGAAAGAUUAUUGCUGAACUUUACUAACCAAAACAUACCCUGCUAUACAAACUUGUCGUGUGACAGAAGAGAAUGUGACAGUAGUAUGGCAAGUACCAAUGCCUGGUGCUUUGAACCUCUGAAGAAUAGAAUCGUGAAGGGCUGUAACCCCCCGUUAUGUAGGAAUGAACCCAGAUGCAUGCUUAUAUUGUAGGAGAUGGGGUAAUGUUAAGAGCAGAAAAGAUCCGAUAGGGGUAGUAAAUAUCAGGGAAAUUUACAAACCCUGUUUUAAAUAAAUCUGUCAUUCAGUGCUUUGUGUUGAAGCCUAUUAAUAUGAAACAUAUUCAGAGGAGGAGGAGAGACAGAAAUCUUGGCUUAUUAUUCUAUAUUUUUAGGAAGAUUAAAACAUAACAUGGUUGCCAUUCUUUUUACGAGAACUUGAUGGUUAACACAAAGAGGAAAGCAUAUUUUGCAGAAGGGGCAAAUGCUUUCAUGCCUAUAAUAUUGCUGCAGUAUAAUCCAACUCUCUUUAAAAGGAAAGGGUUAGAUCACUCUUGUUAAAAUGCAGUGCAGUGAAUAGAACUGUUAAAAUGUGGUGCAAUGAAUAGAACACAGACUGGUGUUUUCCUGAUCAAGUCAGACUUGGUGGUUCCAAUUCCAGUAAUUUGACAGACCAAACGUUUGUGCUACUUCUUCAGUUAUUGAACUGGAAAUGCUCCCCAUUUCUGAAUUGGCUGUAAAAUCUGUUAUCAGCAAUGGUGAAAUUCUCAGCCAUAUGCAAUCAUUAAAUGGGAAAUUAUUUUAUCCUAAUUCAGGGGGGGAUGCAGCCCUCCCACCAGUAGCAAGCUGCAGUGGGCAAUUUUGGGUCAUUUUAAAUACAAACUUCUUGCAAAUAAGGCUGGGGAGAAGCAGGACUCAUCAAAAUGGAGAGCACAGACUUUUCCCAAAGAGCAGGAAGUGGGGGUGUUCUUUGUUUUGUUUUGUGGGGUGAAUUUUUUUUGGAAAACAAGUUCAAAAGGACUAUCUGAAGCUGAAGAGGUGAACAGCAGGAGAGAGAGAACUAAGGAAGAGGGUGUGUGGGUAGGAAACCCACAGGAAAGCGGUCAGAAGCGCAAGAAGGAACGUUUUUUACUUUGAAAGUAGGACUGGAUAAAAUGCUGGCCUACAACGCUUCAAGUGGGCCUUUGUUUCAGGGUAAACUUCUUGAGUUCUGAAUUAAGAAAGCAAGCAGUCCAAAUGAAUUAAGGUAAGCAAUAACAGCCACCCUGAAUACCUAGGAAGAAAUUAAUGUGUUGGCAAGAUACACAGUGAUAUUCAUAUGUGCAAAGAAAGGAUGCUUAAUGUGUAUAAUGGUCUAGAUAGAUAUUAAGAUGGAACAAGCCUGGAAGCAGGAAGGGGGAGAGAGUGGGGGAGGAGAGAGAGAGAGAGAGAACAUCUGGAGAGCACCAGGUUGGGGAAGAAUGUGGUAUAACAAUUAUUUUGAAUGAAGUUAAUCUAUACCUUCACAUGCAUUUCCACACUUGAUCAUAGCUUUCAACUUUUCCCUUUUCUCGUGAGGAAUCCUAUUCGGAAUAAGGGAAUUUCCCUUAAAAAAAGGGGGAAAGUUGACAGCUAUGCACUUUAUACUUACAGAAGAUCCUUUUAAGAGAACUGCCCACAUCAUUACUUUGUAAAGAUGCAGGCAGAACUAUAUUAGGUGAGUUUGAACUGGAAACAGAAUUUUAAGUUUGGCACAACAAAGGUCAUAUUAGGGGUAAUGCUAAUAUUGGUGUCUUUAUUUUCAAUAAUUAAUUGGGUAACUAGCCUUGUAAUAAACACCACUAAUAUCCACCUUGAGACAGGGAGAAAAAGUGGGCGAGGGGCAGUUUGAAAAAGCCCCCCCCCCAACAAAAAUCAAGAGUGUGUGUAUAGGUGUGUCUGUAUACAUGCACACAUAUUUUCAGAGGGGUGAUGUUUUUCAAACUAGCCCUCAUCUACUUUUAUAUACAUUGGCCCAUAUAAUAUUUUGCUUCUCAUCAAGUGGUAAUAAUAAUUACACAAAUAGUCACAUGACAUUCACUGCCAGCCAGGCUUUUGCACACUUGCAACAGCAAUGGGAUAUGAACAGCAUUUAAUCUUGAGCCAAAAAUAUAUAGCUAAAAACAACCCCCAAUUAAUCUAGUCCAUCCUGACUUCCACUUUCAUUGGAGUUAAGGAGAAAUGUUUUGCCCAACCCAUACAGAUAUUACAAAGCAAGAAUGCAAUAGGUGAGGGAAGGGAGCCCCAGACAAUAUCAAAGGAAAAUUCUUAUAUUUUUCUGGGCUUGACAUUAGGGUUGAACCCAGGUAUCAAAAGAGUUUCGAAGUUAACACCCUAGCAAACUCUGGCUCAAAUUCAGCUGCAUUGGGAUUAGAGAGACAUACAGGCUCGGAGUGGGGGGCAAGAUGGAAGAAAACUGGGGCUGUCACCCAAUUAAAGUUGUUUUAGUCAAUUUUAUGAAUUUUCAUUGCAUGGAUUUCCAGAGAUGCCUUGCUUAAAUGCUGUUACUGCAAAAAAAGCAGUGUAUCUUGUGACACCUUAUAGAAUGAUUGAAUGAAGGUAUGUCACUUUUUAAAGUGUCACAGAACUCUGUGCUGUUUCAAUUACAAGUUUCUAAAGUUUUCUAAAGAAAAAAGCAUAUUCUUUUUAGAUUGGGGUGGCCCUCCGCAUGCUGUUGGACUUCAAAUCUCAUUAGAUCAGCCAGCAUGGCCAAUGAUUAUGGAUGAUGAUCUAAACUUACAACUGACCCUUAUAGUGAAUGGGAGAAACUGAGCUCAGUGAAUGUACCAUAAAUGCUUUAGACUAGAGCAGGGAUGAGGGACCUAUGGCCCUCCACAUAUUGGUCAUGGAUGAUGGGAGUUGUGGUCCAACAACAUCUGGAAGCCCAAAGAUGCCAAUAUCCUUGUUUUAGAUAUAAUGCACAGUAGUUUUAGAGAAUGGACAGCAGGCAUCAUGGUUCUUCUGAAAUGGUACUUUCCAUCUAUAAAAGAGCUUGCAUUAGAAAUUAUUAUAAGAUUAAAUGACUACGCAAUUAAUUAGGGGCUCCUUUUUAGUUGAUCAAAAAGCUUUUAUAAUCAAUUAAUCUAAGCAGUUGACUUAACUGUUGCAGCCCUCUAGAAAAAACCAGUAUCAGUUACCGGUAAUACUGAAGUUAUAUCAUAAACAUUGUAACCAAGUCUAAUUAAAAACUUCCAAUUUUCUGUCCUACCAUAACUGAAUUGAAUAUAUUCCAUGUUUUAUUUUAGAUUGCUAAAUUGACAUGUUCAUUUCAUUCCAGGCAUGUUCAUUUUCAAACUUUUCAUCUUAAAACACAAGUUUUCCUUUUCUGUAUGAUAAUAUUGUGGUCUUUCAUACUAUUUAUAACCCAAAUAAGAUACUGUUACUGCUUCUUCUUGUUUAACCAAAGUCUUGGUGGUUCCUAUUUUCAAUUCUAAAAAAACCCAAAUAUACCUAACAUCUUAAGAGUGCAGCACCUUGCAACUUUUAUCGCUUACCUUGACUAUAUCUUUGUGAUUAUUUCUUUUAGUACAGCAAAACAAUUUAUACUUUUUAACUUCAUAAAUAUGCUGCACAGAACUAAUUCAUAUGAUAGCUUUUAAAACCUUGGAUGAAUCAGGAAAGGGAAAAGAUAGUACAUCUUCAACCCAGCGCAUAGUUAAAACUAUGAAAUUCGUUCUCACAAGACGUCGUAGUGGCCACUCUUUGGAAGGCUUCUAAAGGGGAGAAGACUAUCAAUGGCUACUAGCUAUGGCUACUAGCUAUGACAGUUGUGUUCUGCCCCAGCAUACGAGUUGCUGGGAGUCAAAAGUGGGCUCAGUGCUGUUGCACACGAGUGCUGCUUGUGGAAUUCCCAUUGUGGCCCUUUUCUUGCUACUGAGAGAACAGGAUGUUAGACUAGAUGGGGCCAUAGGCCUGAUCCAACAGGGCUCUCCUUACAUUCUUAUGUAAAUUCUACACAACAUACUUAAUGCAAAUAUAUUGGCUCAAAUCCAAAGAAAGUUAGCCAUGAUACUCAAGGACUGGUUUAAAUUAACAAGGCAUAAAUUAGUCACAACGGCACUUGUCCUGUUGAGUUCAGAGCAGCACAUUUAACUUCCUCUGGAUUUGGGUCAUUCGGACUCAUUCCAUUGAAUCCAUUAUGAUGACAACAUGUUUAUUUGAAUUGGUACCAGCUUUCUGAAGUUGCAGAAAGAGGGCUCUCCUAACAUCCCUUUAACCGGAGAAAAGUAAGAGCAUAAGGGCUUCUGUAUGCCAAGAAUGACCUCUCCCCUUCACGUACUGAUGGUACAAACCUAAGUGUGGCUACUAAGAAGCAAGGCCAAUUGCAUUCUUAGGGACUCUCUCCCUGGUGUGUUUAGGACUGCAACCUUAAUGUAUUAAAAUUUAGGUUUCAUAAGCAAAUCAGCAUUGGAUACAUUUCAGUUCUACUCAACCUUCAAAAAGCAUUCAAAUACUAUUACCCUUCAUGGCUUCAAACCUUUUAAGACAUUUUGUAUCUCUGUAAGGGACAUGAUAAAAAAAUCUUACUCAUCAAUUAAUCUUCUAAUUAAUCUUACUCUUUAUUUAUCCAAAGUCAUUCUAGUGUAGUGAGAAAAUAUUUUUAACAGCAAAUAAAUACCCCAGGAAAAGCUAUAGAUUUACUUCUGCAUUGUCAUUAAUUUACCAAGCAUUGUUCUUUACCCCAGAUUCAGGUAUUCAGUUGGCUUUAAAAAUGAAUUCAGGAUUAAACAUUCUGCAUAAUAACCAAUAUUGCUCACAACGAACCCAUUGAAAUUAAGGGACCUGCUCUGAGUAGGACCAACAUUUGCUACAAUUCUCUAUUUAUAAAACAUUUAUAUGCUGAUUUUUGGCUCUAAACUUUUUUGGACUGCCCUCUUAACUGCAAAAAUACAAUUGAAUCCAAAAGAAAGCAACUAGCAUGAAGAAUUCCAGCAUCAUUUUACGUCAGGAUCCAUAGACUAGCAUACUGGCAAAUUUCAUUUCCCCUCAGUGCAUUUACUGGUGUUUUUUUUACCAAAAUAGAUAUAGUUCAACUGCUGCCUGCCUCAAUAAAUACAUUUUAAAUACAUAGAGGGAAUAAAGUUUGGUCAUAUUUGGACUCUUUGAUUUAUAAUGUAUACUGCAUUAGAGUUACAAAAGAAAGUAAAAUGUAUAGGAAAUUUGACUGAAGACCUUUAAACGUAAAAUAAUUCUGAUCGAAACUCAUGAUGUAAUCUCUUUCUAAUGCCGUAUAUUUUUAGGCAACUUAUAUAAAUGAUCAUCUGGGGAGGGGGACUUCCUCCUAUACAAAUAAAAGUGGGGUUUGACUUUGUAAAAUGAAAAACCUCAUCUUUUUCUUGACUUGUUUUAGCAUUUUGACUACUGCAAGAUACACUGGAGGGUAAUACUUUUUUAAAAAAAAGGCAUUUUCUUUCAUUUUCAUUCUCUGGCAAAGACACACAAAAUAAAAACAAGCCUGUUGGUAAACUCACAAUCUCAGUCUGCAUGCUGGAUUAAAAGGAAAAAAAAACUCUCAGUACCUCCAGAUUAAAAUUAUACUGUACACUUUCCCUAGCUUUCUGUUAUAUGCACUGUAAUGAAAUGUGACAAAAAAAACCUGCUGUAUUUAGCUGUGUGUGAAUGAAAACUAUGCUUGUAUCUAGCAAAAUGGUUAAUGUGAUUAUGUGACAUUCAAAACUUGUAAAGGAAAAUCCGUGUUUUUAUUCCCUCUGCUGUUCCCCACCCCACCCCAUCAAACAUCUGUAUACAGCAACCAUGGUGGUAAAAACCCAGUACGGAGUAGAUUAAUAAUAAACAUACACACUGUUUUAACAGAAUCCACUGGUGUUUUUAAGGUGCAGAUAUGAACAAGGUCUGUCUCCCACUAUCCUGGGCAUUUUCAAACUUGUAUUCUUGUACAAAUCCACAAUGAACAGUUUAUUCUAUAGAGCCAGGAUGGGAAAUAGUCCAUUUGAAUCAUUGCCAAGGCAAUGUAUUGUGAACUACAGGGAAAUCGCUAAUUCCUGUAUUGCACACAGCUGACAUUUUAACUGAAAUCAAGCAAAUUAUGACCUAGGAAUUGCUGGUAGAUUGGACUGCUGCUCUUCUGCAUUGUCAUUUGUGCAAGCUGCAGUUAAACUUUUGAAAAUCCAGCCAUGGAAAACAUUUGCUGACAAAUGUACAUCCUGCCGGAAAAACAUCCAGCAUCCACAUCCAUGCAUCCUUGCAGUGCCUGUUGCCACACUCUAGCUGCCCCCCUUCCAUUAAAAAAAGGCUUCUUGCUUUUAACGCCCAACUGACACAGGAACACUAAUGGGCCCUGUGGGAAAUAAAGCUAGAGUAGGCAGUGGCAGGGUGGAGGCAGGAUCUUCCUAGCUUUCCACAAUGUCUCAGAGCAAUGAUGUAUUGAGAGAACUGCAGGACAAAUGGUGGUUAGACUCAGUAGGCCUGGUACAGCUCAGAGCAGAAACACAAUUGGAUAAAAGGAACCAGAAGGCACUUUGCACACAGACCCUUUAAUCCUGGCCGUGGUCACAGCUGGUGAAGGUGAGGAUUAAAGAUAACGUUCUAUAGCGUGGUGUUUCUAGGAACCAAAAAAGUGUCCAUCUGCUCAGCAAUGCUGCCAACUGGAUGGUGGAUGGUGGACGGACAUUGGUCAUGUUCCAGUCUUAGCCUGAUAUAUCCCUGCAAGAUCAUGGAUUUAAAACAGAGGCAGUCAACUAUGAUGCUCUUCAGAUGUUGCUUGACUCAAACUUCCAGCAACCGCAGCUAGUAAGGGCAUUGGCCAGGGAGUGAUGGGAGUUGUAGUCCACCAAAAAGACAAGAGUUGUCACCUGAUUAUAGAAUCUUGAGUCAAUUAGUUAUAUUUGUAUGUAGGAGAAAAUAGUUCUUGAAGCAAUAAACAUAUUUUCUGUUCUUAUGGUUAUGUACAUGUAUCCUCUUGAGAAUACAUUGCUUCCUAUGAGAAGGAUCAGGAAAUGGCAACUAAAAUGAUCGAGGCAUGGAAGUACGUAAAUAUGAGGAAAUGUUCCAACAGUUGGAGCUGUUUGCUUUAGAAAAAAGGAGAGUAAAUUGAGGGAUGGAGAAUGAUGAAUGUUUAUAGAAUUAUUCAGGGCUAGAGGGAACAUUGCUGUCGUGUAAUAGUGGAAGAUUCAAGACAGUGCAUGGCUGGAAGUGUUGAGUUUGCACCCAUGAUGUGUAGUAAUGGCCACUAACUUGUAUGACUUUAAAAAUUGUUCUAAUAAAAAUUCAUGAAGGAUAUCUGGUUACUAGGCAUGUAGGGGACCCCUGUGAGCAUUGGAUGCUGGACUAGGUAGGCCUUUGGCAUGAGCCAGCAACUCUUCUCUUAUGAUGAAACUUCAGAAAGGAUGUCACAUCAUUUGCCACAAGAUCUUGUGCUGGGAUGACCAUGUGUGCAUGACUGAAUUUGUAAGCACCUAACGGUAAAGGGAUGGUACGCAGGUGGUGCUGUGGGUUAAACCACAGAGCCUAGGGCUUGCCGAUCAGAAGGUUGGC
This is a messenger RNA of Zootoca vivipara (common lizard), 10985 nucleotides long. RefSeq names its product RAB39B, member RAS oncogene family (gene RAB39B). Lineage: Eukaryota; Metazoa; Chordata; Lepidosauria; Squamata; Lacertidae. Gene Ontology annotation, molecular function: GTPase activity; GTP binding. The record is from RefSeq and is a predicted model, not a curated record. Gene Ontology annotation, biological process: Rab protein signal transduction.